UUCUCCUCUGCGGCCUCAGGGAGCACAUCUCCUUGCCUGUACCAGAGUGGGCAGCUGGCAGAGCCGUACCCUCCUCACUUCUCCACCUUUUGCCCAGGAUCCAGGUCCCCAGCACAGCCUGGAGAUGUACCCUGGCACUGGGAGCACUGGCUGCAGGCCGGCAAGGACAGCUAUGAGGGACGUGCUCGGGUCUGGGUACCAGCGGAACCUCAUCCAUCUUGCCUGGAUGUGCCUGUUUGCCAUCAUCCCGCAUUGUGGGGCCAAGGUGCUGGAGAAGACCUUUGAGGAGUGGAUGCGGUACCGUGAUGAGUGCUUGAGGAAGAUGGCAAGUGAGCCCUACCCGGCAGGGCUUUUCUGCAACCGGACAUUCGACAUGUAUGCCUGCUGGCCCGAUGGGAGCCCCGGCACUGCCGUCAAUGUCUCCUGCCCUUUCUACCUGCCUUGGUUUGAGAAAGUGAAACACGGGCUAGUGAGCCGCAGGUGUGGCACUGACGGGCAGUGGGUGACGGUGAACGGCAGCCAGCCCUGGCGGGACUACUCGCAGUGCGAGGAGGAGAUGGAGUCUGCCAUCGAGGAGGAGGGUGCCCGCCAGCUGAUGGUGAGCUUCAAAGUGCUCUACACUGUGGGGUACUCGCUGUCGCUCCUGACCCUUGUCUCUGCCCUGCUUGUCCUCACUGUCUUCAGGAAGCUCCGCUGCACCAGGAACUACAUCCAUGCCAACCUCUUUGCCUCCUUUGGGCUGCGGGCGACCUCAGUGAUGGUGAAGGAUGCGCUGCUGGAAAAGCGCUGGGGCAUGGAGGUGGUGCAGGUGGCUGACUGGGAGGCUCUGCUGAGCCACGAGGCGGCGCUGGGCUGCCGGGCCGCACAAGUGCUGAUGCAGUACUGCAUCCUGGCCAACCACUACUGGUUCCUGGUGGAAGCUGUCUACCUCUACAAGCUGCUGAUCGGGGCCGUCUUCUCCGAGAAGAAUUACUACAGGCUCUACCUCUACCUGGGCUGGGGGACCCCCGUGGUGUUCGUCGUGCCCUGGAUAGCCGCCAAGUACCUGAAGGAGAAUGUGGAGUGCUGGGGACUGAAUGAGAACAUGGCUUACUGGUGGAUCAUCCGCAUCCCCAUCCUGCUCGCCUCCCUGAUCAACCUGCUGAUCUUCAUGAGGAUCCUCAAGGUGAUCCUGGCCAAGCUCCGUGCCAACCAGAAGGGCUACGCAGACUACAAGCUGCGGCUGGCCAAAGCCACGCUUACCCUCAUCCCCCUCUUUGGGAUCCACGAGGUUGUCUUCAUCUUUGCCACGGAUGAGCAAACCACAGGCAUCCUGCGCUACGUCAAGGUGUUCUUCACCCUCUUCCUCAACUCCUUCCAGGGCUUCCUGGUGGCCGUGCUGUACUGCUUCGCCAAUAAGGAGGUGAAGUCAGAGAUGAAGAAGAAGUGGCAGCUCUGGAAGCUCGACCACCCGGCGCUCUGCUGUGCCCAGUGAUGCAGCAACCAGCCCCGCAGAGCCAGAGAGGCAUUGCUGGCCGUGACAGGCACGGGGGCCCGGCUGGAGGGCAGGGGGGGCAUGGGGAAGCUAAGCUGUGACAGCACCCACCCGGGACGGCCAGGAUGGGACCAGUGUCUCAGCUGUGCUGCACCUGAGAGCACUGGAGCUGCUGGAGGGGACGUCCCCCCGCUGCGCUCUGAGGGGAGACAUGCACCCUUGGCUCUUACCAGACAUUGCUGCUCCCUCAGAAGAGCCUCACCUCGCUUGGGCUUGGUGAACUGCUUGGGGAGAUGCACCUGCUGCUUUCUCUCGCUGCCUGAACACCAUCAGCUACCUCGGUUGGCAUCCACCAGAUAUGCUCCUGGGAAACCCCCUUCCCAUCCACACCAGCCUGGGCAUCUGCAGGAGGUGAUCAUUGUGGCUGGAGAGGGAGCCUGGCCACCACCACCAGCAGCGGGCAAGCAGCAGGGACUGGGAGAUGCUGCUCAUCCGGGUGCUGCUGCCCCGCUGCCCAGAUGAACAAGCACCUCCUGCUGCAGCCUGGGCCAUGCCAGCACUGCUCCGAUCCAGGGCAUCGCUUUCAUGCUCUCCUUUCCCUAAGCAAGGACCAUUUCACAAACACCCUGUGAGCUCUGAGCUAUCCAUCCCAGGGUCAUCCUGAAAAGCAACUUUUCAUAGUGAGGUGCUGCUUCUGCACCUUCUCACCACCCUCAUCACUGAUACAGAAUAUGGCAUCAGCACCUGCCGCCCUCCUCGCUGCCCUCCAGCUGCACAAAACACCAGCUUUCCUCCUCAUUGAGCUCCUCCUGCCGCAGGUCCCCCCAAAGCCCUCCUUCGCAGUGAGCAGAGCCGAGGCAGCAGGCAUGCAUGUAGCUCCCCUUAGCGCUUGAGCACUUGACUGUUGUAUUUACCCUAUGCACUAAGGGCAGUAAUGCUUCUCCUUUGGUGGUGGGGUGGAAAAAAGUCACAGGGGAGGGUAAAGGACUUCAGAGCACCAGCCAGCCUACAGCUGAGCUGGGAGCUGAGCCCAACCUCUCACAGCCCAGGCCCAGAGUACAGCCCAGCCACCUCCCGCUUUGCAGCAGGGAGAGCUGCGAAACCGCAGGCAGGAAGCACCCUCAGCCCAGGAAGCAUUUUGCUGACAAGAAGCUGGGCAUUUCUGAGCUUCUAUUGCACAGCUAAGGUUCAAGAUGUUUGCUUUCCAGUAGGGCACCAAAGCAGCAGCUGCCUACCCUGGCGAACCCUGAGCCCAGGAGCAUCUACACCUCUGCAAGAGAAGCAUCUGCAGUAUGUGGUUCACGCAGUGCUGCUUAUGCAUAGCUGUGUGCGUCUGGCUUGCUGCUCCCACCCUGGGACUGGUCCUGGUGCUCUCCAGUAAGAGCUGAGAGCAGCAGCAGGUGCCACCACCACAUGGGCCCCUCUUGCUCUUCCCUUCAGGACAGACAUGCUGCUGAGUCUGUUGUUCCUACAGCACAAUGCUUUAUGUUGCAGAAAAGGCCACUCCAGGAGGGAGAAAGCCACUUUUACUCUCCCCUACAUGCAAGUGGACACAGGUGGUUCUCCAUUUCCAGCCCCCUUCACUUACAGGCUUGGGGAGAGCCUUUUGCAGAUGCAGCGCCUCAAGGAGGGCUGCCUUGAGUACAGAAAGGAAAGAGGCUGCACCAGGCUCAGCAGCAGUUGUGUUCAAGGCUGGAGAGUCAUGCAGGAGUUUUCCUGGAUCAAUGUAAGCCCUGAGACACCAUUUUGCACAUUAACACUCUCUUCAGAUGUAAAUAAACAUUUAUUUUU
Molecule: messenger RNA, 3265 nt
Organism: Phalacrocorax carbo (great cormorant)
Lineage: Eukaryota; Metazoa; Chordata; Aves; Suliformes; Phalacrocoracidae
Source: RefSeq, a predicted model, not a curated record